Molecule: messenger RNA, 954 nt
Organism: Raphanus sativus (radish)
Lineage: Eukaryota; Viridiplantae; Streptophyta; Magnoliopsida; Brassicales; Brassicaceae
Exons: 5
Coding region: 91-765 (224 amino acids)
Source: RefSeq, a predicted model, not a curated record
UGAUUAAUUCACUAGGGCACCCGCAAUAAAACCCUUGUCGACCGGAGAGUUCAAAAAGUUGGCCGAGACAGAGAGAAAGAGAAAAUAAGAAUGGGUGACAGGGGAGGAGGAGGAGAUAGCAGCAGCGAAGAGGAAGACGAUCCCAAGUGGAAAGCCGCCAUCAAUUCCAUAGUCACCACCACAGCUUACGCCGCCUCCGCCACGAAAGCCGCCGCCGCAGCAGCUGCUACUCAGCAACACGAAGAUGGAGAGUUUCGACUCAAACCUAAAAAGCUAACACAUGCCCAAAUCAAGGUGAAGAAGCUAUUGAAUGAGAUGGUGGAGAAUACUUUAGACUUUGUGAAGGAUCCUACUCUCACUCUUGUUCCCCAAGAUGAUGAAGAACCAGAGAAUGACUGUGGAGUUCGGCUGUUUAAGCGCUGUUCAACUGGCAUAGUCUUUGAUCAUGUAGAUGAGCUUCAAGGACCUAAGAAGAAGCCUAAUUUACACCCUUCUAGAGGACUUGAAGCAAGCUCUAAAGAGUUUAAGAAACGAAUAGAAUCGAUUGCUGUUGACGGGUCGGAUGUAUUGUCUGCUGCUGUGGAAUCAGCUAAGAAAGCCUCAGCUAGACUAGAGGCUAAAGAAGCGGCUGCUAAAGCUAAAGCCAAGAAAGAAGAAGAGAGAGUCGCUGAACUUAAGAAAGUAAGAGGAGAGAAAUGGCUACCUUCCGUUGCACGUGCAUUGCAGCUAAACAAAAAUUCAACAGGGAGAUCUGCAAAAUCCUAAACAUCCAUCCAUUCACUCAACUUGUAUGUCAAGUUAGGAGGGAGAGAGAUCAUUUAUUCUUGAUGUAGUGAUGAUAGUGAAGUUCUUCAGAUUUGAAAGGAAAUCCUUCUUGUCCAUCUUUUAUAUCUCCUCAACUUUCAUGAUCACAUAAAUGAUACAUUUCGAUUAUUACAUGAGAAAUUCACACAA